AUGUUAUCACGGGCUGCCACUUCUCGGUUCUUCACCGUUGCAUUCCCUGCCACUCGCAGGUCCUUUACCACGUCUCGCACCCGAUUGAAUGCUUCCAACGAACCCAGCUCGUUCAAAGAAGGGCUGUCACGAUACAAGCUCUUCGUGGGCCCCUUCUCCAAGGUCUUCCUGGGAGCUAUCUUCACGUACCAGGUCAUCUACUGGACGUGGCUAAAGCUUGAAAUGGACGAAUCCAAAGUCGAAAAGAACCAAGAGGUUGCGGAACUGGAAAAGAAGGCCAGGGAACUGACCAGCUCGAAAAAGUAA
Aspergillus melleus is the source of this 306-nucleotide messenger RNA. RefSeq lists its product as uncharacterized. The transcript is spliced from 3 exons. Bases 1 to 306 code for a protein of 101 amino acids. The record is from RefSeq and is a predicted model, not a curated record. Lineage: Eukaryota; Fungi; Ascomycota; Eurotiomycetes; Eurotiales; Aspergillaceae.